Babesia microti strain RI is the source of this 1179-nucleotide messenger RNA. RefSeq names its product actin 3. Bases 1 to 1179 code for a protein of 392 amino acids. Gene Ontology annotation, cellular component: SWI/SNF complex; NuA4 histone acetyltransferase complex. Lineage: Eukaryota; Apicomplexa; Aconoidasida; Piroplasmida; Babesiidae. The transcript is spliced from 3 exons. The record is from RefSeq and is a predicted model, not a curated record. Gene Ontology annotation, molecular function: chromatin binding. Gene Ontology annotation, biological process: regulation of transcription by RNA polymerase II.
AUGGAAACUUGUUGCGGCGGAGAUGAUGUAAAUGCCCUGGUGGUGGAUCCGGGAUACGAAUACACAAAGAUUGGACACUGCCAGGAGGAUACCCCUAGGACUUUAUUACCAAGUUUCGCUACUAAUGAUGGAUUAUCGUUAUCACCAUUUGUACCGCCAAAUUGUGUACCAAAAUUGCUACUAACCAGGUACUACACAAACACCAGUAAGUUUGGCCAAGAGACAAAGUACAAUAUCGAUACGGAAAUUUUUGAACAGCUCCUAUAUGAGGGCAUUUUGGGUACUAAAUAUAAUUGCCAAGAUAGUUAUAAAAACUGGCCCAACACUUAUAAUGACCAAUCACGCAUAGAAGGUUUAUGUUCAAAUUUACAAGACCAUCCAAUACUAGUCACUGAGCCCAGCCUGGAAAGUCGCCCCUAUAGGGAAUGUGUUGCAGAGGUUUUAUUCGAGAAAAUAGAAUCUCCUGCCGCCUUUGUGGCCAAACGUGCAGUCCUUUCUGCUUUUGCUGCAGGGAGAAGUAAUGCUUUGGUGUUGGAUAUUGGAGCGGGGGGGUUAGUAUCAGCCCCUGUAUACGAGGGUACUUGUUUGCAAUGCCCAAUAAUAGAUUUACCCCUAGGGGGUCAGGGUUUGGAUGAGUAUCUGCUUCAUUUGCUCACUGCAGAAAAUAUCAAUUUAGGCGACUUAACAUUACAUCAGCAAUUGUGGUUAUGUAAGAAUUUCAAGGAAAUGUUGAUAGAAAACACGUAUACAUUACCAGAUCGCACAGUCAUUGAGACGCAAAAGAUUAAAAAUACGCUCACAAAUGUGUUAAUGCUUCCAAGUGCUGUUACAAACCAUAAUAUCCAAGGUUAUAAGGGUCUGCCUCAGACAAUUUUGGAUACAUUGUUGGAAUGUGAUGUGGAUGUGAGGAAAGAUUUGUUAACUGCGAUAAUUUUUACUGGCGGGGUGUCCCUCUUGGCAGGACUGGUAGACAACCUGCCCACUGAGCUAAACAAGCAAAAUCUCUUGGGUUCCUUCAAGUACAAACUCAUAGUGUCUAACAAUAUUAUUGAACGAAAGUAUUCCACUUGGCUUGGCGGGUCAAUAUUGACAAGUUUGGGCAAAUUUCAACAAUUGUGGAUAUCACAGCCCGAAUUUAUGGAGCAUGGCAUGCCAAUUUUCGACAGGAAAUGCCGCUAA